Molecule: messenger RNA, 1572 nt
Organism: Trichoderma breve
Lineage: Eukaryota; Fungi; Ascomycota; Sordariomycetes; Hypocreales; Hypocreaceae
Product: major facilitator superfamily domain-containing protein
Exons: 3
Coding region: 1-1572 (523 amino acids)
Biological process (GO): transmembrane transport
Molecular function (GO): transmembrane transporter activity
Source: RefSeq, a predicted model, not a curated record
AUGGCCAGCUUCGAUGCUACAGCUCAGGGUGAUUUCGGCCGCGAAAAGGGUUCGACUACCGACAUUAUCGACAAACAAGGGGACUCAGCCGCGGGUGAAACGAACUCUGACCAUAACGAGGUUGCAAACUCGAGCGAGGAUGCCGAGAAGGGUGCCCCGGCAAGUAGCGAGGAAGCUCCUGCGCCAGACCCGAACAUUGUCGACUGGGACGGCCCCGACGAUCCUGCAAACCCGCGCAACUGGUCCAAGGCGUACAAGCUGGCCAACGUGGUCGUGGUCAGCUUGUCCGUGCUAUACACCAAUCUCGCAACCACCAUGUUCGCCCCCGGCGCCACCAUUAUGGAGCAGGAAUUCGGCUACAAGAGCAGCACGGUGGAGGUCUUGACUAUCACCAUGGCGUCGCUCGGCUUCGCCAUCGGCCAGUUAUUUGUUCCCCCAAUGUCCGAGGUCUUUGGCCGCAUGCCCAUCUACCGCGCGAGCUCCAUCUUCUACCUCGGAUUCACCGCUGGCUGUUCGCGUAGCACUAAUGUCGCCGAAUUUCUGGUGUUCCGCUUGUUGACCGGCUUGGCUGCUGCCUCAUACAUGUCGACAGGCGGCGGCACCGUCGCCGACCUCUUGCCAAAAGAAGAGAGAGGCGUUGCCAUGGCUAUUUUUACUGCCGGGCCACUCUUUGGUCCUGUCCUGGGUCCCAUCGUGGGAGGAUUUGUUGUUGAGAACCUGGGAUGGAGAUGGUGCUUCUAUCUCAUCUUGAUGCUUGCCGGCGCAGUCACCAUUAUUACCUUUGUGUUCAUGCACGAGACGAGUGCCGUCAAUAUACUCAAAUCCAAGGCCGCUCGACUUCGCAAAGAGACGGGCAAUCCGAACCUGGUCGCCGCCGGCGAUAAGCAGACCCCAGUCAAGCAGCUCGUGCUACACGCCAUGGCCCGCCCUAUGAAAUUCCUCUUCACAUCGCCCAUCGUUGCUCUCAUCGCACUCUACAUCGCCUUCAACUUCGGCGUAACCAUGCUCCUCUUCGCCACCUUUCCGACCGUUUACGAGAACACCUACCACUGGAGCGUUGAUCUUUCCGGUCUGGCGUACGUCGGCGUCGGCAUCGGCUGCGCCAUAGGUGUCGUCACCUUUGCCAAGCUCAGCGAUCGCCUGCUGAAAGCUGAGGGAGGGAGCUACCGCCCAGAACGGCGCCUGAUCAUGAUGAUGUUUGUCUCCCCAAUGUUCCCAAUCGGCCUGUUCAUCUACGGCUGGACGACGGAGUACAAAGUGCACUGGGUUGUACCUAUCAUCGGCACCGCCAUCUGCGGACCCGGAGCCGUCAUCAUCAAUUCGUCGUCGCAGACGUACAUUAUCGACAUCUUCGGGCCUCAAGGAGCCGCAUCCGCUCUUGCCGCCGUUACACUGCUUCGCAACCUGACGGGAGCUUUUCUGCCCCUUGCCGCCCCGACGCUCUACGCCAACCUAGGUCUGGGCUGGGGAAAUAGUGUGUUGGCCUUCAUCACGAUUGGGUUUAUACCUGUGCCGAUUUUCUUUUACUUGCGCGGCGAAGCCCUUCGUAAGAGGUUCCCCGUCGAAAUCUGA